Molecule: messenger RNA, 4481 nt
Organism: Peromyscus maniculatus bairdii (prairie deer mouse)
Lineage: Eukaryota; Metazoa; Chordata; Mammalia; Rodentia; Cricetidae
Source: RefSeq, a predicted model, not a curated record
GAACGCACUCCUUGCUGACCCGCAGGUGCGGCCCGAAGCCAUGGUGAUCAUGUCGGAGUUCAGCGCGGUCCCCUCGGGCACCGGCCAGGGCCAGCAGAAGCCCCUCCGGGUGGGCUUUUACGACGUGGAACGGACCCUGGGCAAAGGCAAUUUUGCGGUGGUUAAGCUGGCGCGGCACCGAGUCACCAAAACGCAGGUUGCAAUAAAAAUAAUUGACAAGACACGGUUAGACUCUAGCAAUCUGGAGAAGAUCUACCGGGAGGUCCAGCUCAUGAAGCUCCUCAACCACCCGCACAUCAUCAAGCUCUACCAGGUUAUGGAGACGAAGGAUAUGCUUUACAUUGUCACGGAGUUUGCAAAAAAUGGAGAAAUGUUCGAUUAUCUGACUUCCAAUGGGCACCUGAGUGAAAACGAGGCGAGGAAGAAAUUCUGGCAGAUUCUGUCAGCCGUGGAGUACUGCCACAACCAUCACAUAGUCCACCGGGACCUCAAGACGGAGAACCUGCUGCUGGACAGAAACAUGGACAUCAAGCUGGCAGAUUUUGGAUUUGGGAAUUUCUACAAGCCAGGAGAGCCCCUGUCCACGUGGUGCGGGAGCCCCCCCUACGCAGCCCCCGAAGUCUUUGAAGGGAAGGAGUAUGAAGGCCCCCAGCUGGACAUCUGGAGCCUCGGCGUGGUGCUCUACGUCCUCGUCUGUGGCUCCCUCCCUUUCGAUGGACCCAACCUGCCGACCCUGAGGCAGCGGGUGUUGGAGGGCCGGUUCCGCAUCCCCUUCUUCAUGUCUCAAGACUGUGAGACCCUGAUCCGGCGCAUGCUGGUAGUGGACCCUGCCAAGCGCAUCACCAUUGCCCAGAUCCGCCAGCACCGGUGGAUGCAGGCUGACCCCACCCUCCUGCAGCAGGAUGACCCCACCUACUCCAUGCAGGGCUACACCUCCAACCUGGGCGACUACAAUGAGCAGGUGCUGGGUAUCAUGCAGGCCCUUGGCAUCGACCGGCAGAGGACAGUGGAGUCUCUGCAGAACAGCAGUUACAACCACUUCGCCGCCAUUUACUACCUCCUGCUGGAGCGCCUCAAAGAGCACCGGAGCACCCAGCCCUCGUCCCGGCCCAGCCCGGCACCCACCAGACAGCCCCGGCUCCGAAGCUCGGACCUCAGCAGUCUGGAGGUGCCUCAAGAAAUCCUCCCGUGUGACCCUUUCCGGCCCUCUCUGCUGUGCCCGCAGCCCCAGGCCUUGGCUCAGUCUGUCCUGCAGGCCGAGAUGGACUGUGAUCUCCACAGCUCACUGCAGCCCUUCCUCUUCCCCGUGGAUACCAACUGCAGCGGGGUGUUCCGGCACCGUUCCGUCUCCCCCAGCAGCCUCCUGGACACAGCUAUCUGCGAGGAGGCCAGGCAGGGGCCCGGCCUGGAGGAAGAGCAGGAAGCCCAGGAACCUCUGCCUGGCAGCACAGGCCGGAGGCAUACACUGGCUGAAGUCUCCACCCAUUUCUCCCCACUCACCCCUCCUUGCAUAAUCGUCUCCUCCUCGGCCACGGCGAGUCCCUCCGAAGGAACGAGCUCUGACAGCUGUCUCCCCUUCUCUGCAAGUGAAGGUCCUGCAGGGCUCGGUGGUGGCCUGGCCACCCCAGGGCUGCUGGGCACCAGCUCUCCAGUCAGAUUGGCCUCGCCUUUCCUGGGCUCACAGUCGGCCACCCCUGUGCUGCAGGCUCAGGCGGGUCUGGGCACAGCUGUCCUACUUCCUGUCAGCUUCCAGGAGGGACGGAGGGCGUCAGAUACCUCACUCACUCAAGGGCUGAAGGCCUUUCGGCAGCAGCUGAGGAAAAACGCGAGGACCAAGGGGUUCCUGGGGCUGAACAAGAUCAAAGGGCUGGCCCGCCAGGUGUGCCAGUCCUCCAUCCGAGCUCCCCGGGGAGGCGUGAGCACCUUCCACACCCCAGCCCCCAGCUCCGGCCUGCCAGGCUGCACGGCGGCCGGCAGCAGUCGGGAAGGCAGGAGCCUGCUCGAAGAGGUCCUGCACCAGCAGAGGCUGCUCCAGUUACAGCACCACUCGGCCACCCCCGCUGGCUGCCCGCAGGGCCCCCAGCCAUCCCCUGUCCCUGUCCCAUACGUGCUCACUCCCUGUGACGGCCUCCUCAUGUCUGGGAUCCCGCUGCUGCCCGCACCUCUCCUCCAGGCUGGAAUGUCCCCUGUGGCGUCCGCUGCCCAGCUCCUGGAUGCCCACCUGCACAUCAGUGCUGGCCCAAUGGCUCUACCCGCUGGGCCCCUGCCACAGUGCCUCACCAGGCUGGCCCCAAGCUGUGACCCUGCUGGGCUGCCACAGGGGGACUGUGAGAUGGAGGACCUGACCUCUGGCCAGCGGGGGACAUUUGUCUUGGUACAGUGAGGGUGGCCCUGCUACACGCCACCCCCCACGGCCCGUUGACUCUUCCAAGCAAUAAUUUCAGAGUAUGUGAAGAUGGUUUCGGACUCAAAGCCAAGAACUUUCUAGAAGUGAAACAAGCAAUAUGUUUGGUGUAUGGGCUUUUUAGGAUUUUGUUUUUGUUUUUGUUUUAUUUUUUUUUUUCCUUGCACUGAAUGACCUCAAUGAUGAGUAGGGACUGAAACUUUCUGAAGAAAAAUAAUAAUUGAGGGUGUGUCAUAUGGGCGGGUGGAUGGGAGGGGACGUGGGGUAAGGGAAGAGGCCCGUGCGGCUGGGGUGAAGGAGAAGCGAGGGGCCACGCUGCUCGGGGACCCCUACACUCCCGUUCACAGUUCAUCACCGUAACGUGAUGAGCGCGGACGUCCCCGGAGGCAGCGGCGCCCAGCAUGGCACAUGCCUGUGUGUUGGUUGGCAUCGGUUUGGGUUCGGGUUUGGGUUCACAGCUCUCCACUUCUGAAAUGCUCGUGCUUUACCAAAAACUGUGAACUUGCUGCUCUCCGUGUGGGUUUUAGAACAGCCAAGACCGGCCUAAGGGGAGACCGCGUGCAUUGUCGGGAUCUCCCCGCCAGCCAGCCGGAGGACGACCUUGUCGUAUUCUAGCUUGAGUUUUGUAGCCGCUCAAGUCAGUUUGCCAGGCUUAUUCAGAGGAAACCACAAAGGACUGGAAGGGGUAAGGACCUGCAGGUGGGUGCCCUGUCCCACGGUCACUCGGCCCAGAGCCCUUCACACCACAAGGAAGCCAACAAGUCCCUUCCUGCCGUGUAUCUCGACUCCGCUGCUAAUGACCAGAUUUUUACGCAUUUCAUUAUCAGGGUCCAACAAGAGCACCUGAUGGGGAAAUUGUGCAAUACCAAGGGGGCUGUGACCAGAGGGGUCCAGGCAGCCAGCGGGCAUCUUGGUUAUGACCACCUGCCCUUGGUCUGGGACCUUUCCUGUUAAAAACCCUGGCCCCCAGGCCUGGCCUCUGUCUGGCUUGCUUUCCAGGAAGAUGAGAAGUGUAGGUCAGUGUUUGUAAAGUUUCUUUUUUUAAGCAGAUACUGUAUAUGUAUAUAAAUAGGAGACAGACACUACUUAUUUUUUCUAUUUUCUAUACACUUUUGUGUUCCUGGCUUAAACCUCCCUUGGUCACAUUAAGAAGUGUCCCCCAUCCGCACCACACUUGUGUUGAAGGGGCCGCGGGCUGCCCACCUCCGGCACAGGGUAGAGGUGUCAGGGAAGGGGUGGCCCCACCUGACGAGUGCAGCUCUGGAAGCAACCAGGGAUGUCACCCCUUCCCACGCUUACGUCAGGCAUCUGUCCCUCUGCCUCCCCGGUGACUUCCACUCUGGCAUCUCCACCACCGCAGUAUUAACCUGAGGUCGUUAAGGGAGAGGGAAGGAGGCACUUUUAAAAGCCAAAGAUUGACCGAGUUACCUGAGGCCAGGAAGAGGCCGCGCUCAACCCGAUGUCACGGCGCGGUCCUCCCUGUCGGCCCUGUGGCCCGUCUUGUGCCGCUUGCUCUCAAGACAGGUGACAGACCAUUCUUCUGGGUCAGAACUGGUGCCCUCCCUAGAACAAGCCAAAAAGUGACCCUCCUGCCGACUCACCAGAUGCGUGGAUCGGGGAAGCACCCAGCGGCCUGGGCGGCCAGCCCUCGUCUCCCACAGUUCCUGUCCGGAUACCACAGAUCAAAGGCCUGGGCUCUGCUGUGUGUCAGAAGCGACAAGCACUUUACUUUCUGCCAGUUUUUUUUUUGUGUCUUCUAGUCACUGUCAACCUUCUCCGGGGCACAGUAACGUCCUGGUUUUUAAGUUCUUGUUUUUUGGCGAGUGUGGUGUGCUUAUGUAGAUCCUCACAGCCCUGUCCUGGACUGUAAUGGAAUCGCCUAUUUAAAGACACUACGUGAUCUCAGAUGUAUAUAAUGGUUUUAUUGUUUUUGUUUUUGUUUUUUACUAUGAUGGAAUUGUUUCAUUUCUCAUGUUAAUGUGAGAAACGUAUGCCAAAUGAUUAGUUGAUGUAUGUUUUUUUAAUUUAAUAUUUAAAUAAAAUAUUUGGGGGGAAACCUUGACCUUCCCUUGGUUCA